AUGGGUCGUCGGAUCCGUGUCCAGCGCAAAGGAGCUGGAGGUAUCUUCAAGUCGCACAACAAGCACCGUAAAGGAGCCGCACAGUUGAGGCCACUCGACUAUGCCGAACGUCACGGCUACAUCCGCGGUAUCGUGAAGGACAUCAUCCACGAUCCAGGACGUGGUGCACCUCUGGCCAUUAUCGCUUUCCGUGACCCGUACAAGUACAAAACCGUCAAGAGCACCGUUGUCGCUGCUGAAGGAAUGUAUACUGGACAAUUCGUGUACUGUGGUUCCAGGGCUAGCGUUCAAGUCGGAAAUAUAGUCCCCGUUGGAACACUUCCUGAAGGAACCACAAUUUGCAACGUUGAGGGAAAGUGUGGUGACCGAGGAAAGCUCGCUAAGUGCUCGGGCAACUACGCAACUGUGAUUGCUCACAAUCCCGAAACCAGAAAGACCAGAAUUCGCCUCCCAUCCGGAGCAAAGAAGGUUAUCCAGUCUGCUAACCGCGCUAUGAUUGGGUUGGUCGCUGGAGGAGGACGUACUGACAAGCCUAUGCUGAAGGCCGGACGUGCUUACCACAAGUACAAGGCAAAGAGAAACAGCUGGCCGAGAGUCAGAGGUGUUGCAAUGAAUCCCGUUGAACAUCCCCACGGAGGAGGUAACCAUCAACACAUCGGUCAUCCCUCAACAGUCAGAAGAGAUGCUAGCGCUGGUAAGAAGGUUGGUCUCAUCGCUGCCCGUCGUACUGGAAGAAUUCGUGGAGGAAAACCAGUCAAGGUUACCAAGGAAGAAGCCGUUUAA
This is a messenger RNA of Necator americanus (New World hookworm), 783 nucleotides long. RefSeq lists its product as uncharacterized. Gene Ontology annotation, biological process: cytoplasmic translation. The transcript has 5 exons. Gene Ontology annotation, molecular function: RNA binding; structural constituent of ribosome. The record is from RefSeq and is a predicted model, not a curated record. NCBI's taxonomy places the organism in Eukaryota, Metazoa, Nematoda, Chromadorea, Rhabditida, Ancylostomatidae. Gene Ontology annotation, cellular component: ribosome; cytosolic large ribosomal subunit. Bases 1 to 783 code for a protein of 260 amino acids.